Molecule: messenger RNA, 2340 nt
Organism: Notolabrus celidotus (New Zealand spotty)
Lineage: Eukaryota; Metazoa; Chordata; Actinopteri; Labriformes; Labridae
Exons: 6
Coding region: 84-1166 (360 amino acids)
Biological process (GO): response to bacterium
Source: RefSeq, a predicted model, not a curated record
UUGGGUUACUGUCUGUGGUAACCAAUCAGAUUCUUUUGAUGGUUUGACCUAUCAAGACCAUCUCACUUCCUUCACUUGCUGAAAUGCCUUUAAGAUUUCUAAGAAGAGACAAUGUCAAGAUGAUCUUGUUGUGGGUAAUGCUGCUUGUUCUUCAUAAAGGAUACACUCUUGUUCCAGUGACAACAGUUCAACUUGGUGAACCUGCAACCUUCACGUGUGUUUUACCUAAAAGUGAGAUCAGCCACAGAGAGCUCAGCCUGUACAAGCAGAGGGCCGGGGAUACUCUGAAGUUAGUAGUGACGGUUCGGAAAUCUAUGAAGCCUCAGUUUUCACCGGAGUUCUCCGAGUCAAGAUUGGAGGUAAAAUGGGAUGACAGUUUUACCAACCUGACCAUCAUGAGAACGAUCCAAGAAGAUGAGGGCAUGUAUCACUGUGCAGUCAGAGAGUGGAUGAUGAAGACGGAAUGGAGUGGGACCUAUUUGUUACUAGAAGAAAACACUCAAAGGACAUCAAACUUGACUGUUGACCAGUCACCCACUGUCCCUGAUCCAGUUCGUCCAGGAGACUCGAUGACUCUGCAGUGUUCAGUCGUCUCUGACUCUGAGAAUAAAACAUGUCCAGGAGGUCUCGGUGUGUACUGGUUCAGAGCCGGAUUAGAUAAAUCUCAUCCAGACAUCAUCUACACUGAUGAAGACAGACAUGAUGACUGUGACCAGAGAUCUGAGGCUCAGAAAAGCUGUGUUUAUCGCUUCACCAAGAACGUCAGCUCCUCUGAUGCUGGGACUUACUACUGUGCUGUGGCCACAUGUGGACAGAUCUUAUUUGGAGAUGGGACAAAAGUGGAGAUUGAUGGGAAUUUUCCGCUGAAGGCCGAUGUGAUUAUUAUUCUGCUUGGUGCUGUCUUGGCUCUGAGUCUGAUCGUCAUGGCCUUCCUCAUUUGUGCCAUCAACAAAAAGGACAAUGAUUGUUGUAAAGGCUCUCGUGUUCUGCAAAACAACUGCAGUGGUUGGAAAAGUCAACUUGUAAGGAAUUUAAAGAGAGAAGAGAUUUAUUCGGCUGCCAUCUUCACCAUGAUGAACUCAGAGAGAGGUGCAGUGAGAGGUGCAAAUGCAGCGGAGAAAGAGAGGAUCUACGCCGCUGUGAGGGCUUUUGGUCUUGAUGAGUGAUUUAACAGUUAGUUGGUAUCCUAUGGUCUAUGUACAUUUUAGUCUGUUUAGCUCACAAAGGCUUGAUAUUGCUGUAAAAUAGUGCUGUAAUAAUAACAAAUCAUUUUAAAUUCAAUUUUGUCCUUAUACAUUUGAGAUUAUAAAUGAGCUGUUGAGCCUUCUCAUAUGAUAUUUACACCAACUCACCCUGAGCUGGGUAACAGGGUGGUUAGUGGAGCCUUUUUCAGCUCAGGUGUUGUCCCCCUAAUGUAUACAAUUGGUCUAAACUUGACUUCUACCUGUACUUGUCGUCUGAGGGCAGGAUUGCAGGUGACUUGCCAAUCCACCCAGCUCCUUACAAAGGGGUUCUUUUUACCUACAAAAAAUAACUGUAUAAAUCUCUUGCAAGAAUAAAUAAUUUAUUUUUUUCCCUUAGCAUAUUACAGUUUUACCAUGCAUUCAUGGAUGCAGCAACAAACUGUAAUCACAGACUAUGAGACGCAAUUUUGAGCCCAUGCAGCGAUUUCCACAACAGAGUAUUUCCUCUUUUUAAUACAGAGCGGCCUGAAGGCACAAAGAUCACGGCAGUCCAGCAUUGGCUAUUUGGCCUUUGAAUCUCUAAUGAUUUGAUCUAGUGUAGAUGAAGAAACCCUUUGAAUUAUUUGCUUACGCAGUCUCUGACAGAGUGAAGGACCUCCUCCCAUCUUCACGUCUCAGAGACUCAGCCACUCUAGGAUGCCAUUUUUAUUAUUAACCUCUUUCAAAUUAACCUUAUUUGUCUUAAGGUGUUCCUCCACAUGUUCUUUGUCAGCAUGACACAACUUUUCAGUGUUUUGUUGCCCCUAUCCCAACUUUUUGAAACCUGUUGCAUGCAUGAAAUUUGAUAUGAGCACAUAUUUUAAUAAAAUGAUAUAUUUUUCAGUUUCAACGCUUGAUAAUUUGGGUUUGCACAAUUUUUUAUUUACAAAUACUAAUAGUUUAAAUGAUCUGCAAAGUAUCCACAUCUGCUUUUAUCACCAUGUUACACUGCAUCCUAACUUUUUUGGAAUUGGGGUUGUACAGGGGUAGAUGUGGACUGUAUGGAUGUCUUUCAGGUACAGGUGCUGUGGAUGUUCUAUAUGUAUGUAUCCUCUGUACAGAAUGUAGAAAUGAAUUUCCCUGUAAAAGGACAAUAAAAGAUCCAUCUGUUGAUCUA